Oryza brachyantha (malo sina) is the source of this 1408-nucleotide messenger RNA. RefSeq names its product sister chromatid cohesion protein DCC1. Gene Ontology annotation, cellular component: Ctf18 RFC-like complex; chromatin; chromosome, centromeric region. Bases 1 to 1230 code for a protein of 409 amino acids. The transcript is spliced from 3 exons. NCBI's taxonomy places the organism in Eukaryota, Viridiplantae, Streptophyta, Magnoliopsida, Poales, Poaceae. The record is from RefSeq and is a predicted model, not a curated record. Gene Ontology annotation, biological process: maintenance of mitotic sister chromatid cohesion; mitotic sister chromatid cohesion.
AUGGAUGCGGCGAUGGAGGACGCGGAGGCGGCCCAGUCAGUGAGGGAAUGGGGCGGCGGCGGCGGCGGGGCCGACGCGGUGCUGGGCCUCGCCGGCGCCGGCGGCGGGGCGUCGUUGUCGGUGUGCUACCACGAGGCGUUUGGUCCUCACGAUGACCUCAUCCUCCUCGAGGCCGCCGACGAGCUCGUCCCCGAUCUCCUACAAGGCCGGGUGACUGUGCGGGGACGCCCAGAUGAAGAAGCUGUUCUCUGCACACCCUCUGCAACAUAUGCCAUGAAAUUUGUGGGGAACUCCAAUUCUGUAUUUCUAAUUCCUCCCGGUGAACCGGCUGCUCCAAGCUCAAGACCCAAUGACGCCAACGGUGAUGUUAGUGCUUCCAGCUCCACUGAUGCUGUGGCUUCUGUCAUCAAAGUGGCAUCAGGGAGCAUGGAAUUGGUCCGAACUGCGCCACGGCUUGAUAAACUUCGGAAACUUCUCGAUGAGAGGCCCUAUGUGCUUGAUGAAGAUCUUUGCAGUGACAUGCAGCACAAGAAGGGGCUCUACACAUGGCAAGAUCUUUGUGAGCUUGUUCAAGCCAGUGACGGUGAGCUGUCAGAAGAAUUGAGCUCCCUCUCGGCUGUUGAGAUUGAUGGGUUCUGGAGGGUGGUCGAUGACAAUUCUGCCAACACUGUUCUGGACAUGAUCCUGAACAACUCUGUGUUGCAUGACUGGUCACUAAAUUCAGUGCCUGAAAAUGAUGUGCUAGAUGCCAUGGAAUCUGAUGGUUUUAUGCGUAAGAUUGUAACUCAUUGCCUCAAAAGAUUUGGAACAAAGGUUGAGCAGGAAGCUAAAAGUUGCUGGAGCCUUGAUGAGAGGAGGGUGUGCUUGCAGUUUGCUCGGAGAGCGCUUGGUGCGGGGAAGAUGAAGCUUGAGAACUUCAUGGACAAAUGGGUGAGAAGCAUUCCUUCAGGAAUGCAUGUUGAUCUUCAGAUGCUCCAAGGGGAAGUGUUGUGCGAAAAGAUUGGUGCGGAGACCUGGGUGCAUACUUUCAGUGUUUCUGAUCUGCCAUUGGCACCAGCUGAUAGGUUCGCUGCAUUAUUUCGAGAGCGGCCAAGGUGGGAAUGGAAAGACCUGCAGCCUUACAUCAGGGACUUGCGUGUACCUGGUGUCUCUUCUGAAGGGCUGCUUAUCAAGUAUACCAGAAGAACACAGCCAAGCGCAGAUGCAGAGCCUAUUUUUACUGCAAGAUGAUCAAUCUUUGCGUGCUAAAGCUAUUUUUCGAUGCUGCCCCUUCCUGGUGUUGAUGCUACUGAAUAUCUGAAACAUGGUUUGGUCUGGAUAUAUAUUGUUGACAGAUUGAUGUGGUUAAGUUUAAGGCAUGGUUGAUAUAUGAAUGAUGCACACCUGUUGUUUGUUCAGUUUGACACAA